Molecule: messenger RNA, 2758 nt
Organism: Magallana angulata
Lineage: Eukaryota; Metazoa; Mollusca; Bivalvia; Ostreida; Ostreidae
Product: cyclic GMP-AMP synthase-like
Exons: 9
Coding region: 482-2236 (584 amino acids)
Source: RefSeq, a predicted model, not a curated record
CAUUUAUCUCUAAUACGAAUACAAAUAUUUUAUUGGCACAAAAACAAUUACAAUAAUUGGCAAAGGCCCAAUAUAUGCAUAAACAGAAGUAUUGCUUUAUUAUAUAUCAGUAGGAAAGAUAUACAUGUAUAAUUGGACUUCAAUUUCCUUUGUAUCAUUCGACAUCGAAUUGUCAAUUACAUAUUUACUACGUUCAAUCAAAUAAAAACACACGUUUUGCGAAAAAAAAACACCUUAUAUAACCUUAGUGUUGCCUUUUUCCAGGGUUAUAACAAAAGGUGACACUGACAGAAAAACGGAGAUUGUAGCUAUCUUAUGACUCACUCAGUGUUUUAAAAAAGUUUAAAUAAAUGAAAGUGAAAGUAGAAGACCUCUUUCCCGGAAAAGGAUAUCGAUGUUGUACAGAUUGACCCACAUUAAGCCUUAUUGGUGGCAUGGGCAGCUAGAUCGAGACCACAUUCCACAAUAGGACACCGGCGCUAUGGUUAUCAAAUGUCCUAUCUGCGGAAAAGACGAUUUCAAGAAUGAGAGAGGACUCAAAAGUCACAGAACAUGGAAACAUUCAAGUAGCCCAGACGACAGAGGAUUGCAGCCAUCCACUUCUGCACGAGUCCAGAGGGAUAAUGGAGCAAGACCCAAAAAUAAUAUUUUAGGUCAAAAAGAUCACUACGGUGAUAAAGAUAUUAUUAAGGAUGUUGCAAGGGAGGUGCAGAGGGAUUCACGCCAAAGGGGUUCUCAAGAAGAAAUUCUGUUCAAAGACACCGGCGCUAUGGUUAUCAAAUGUCCUAUCUGCGGAAAAGACGAUUUCAAGAAUGAGGGAGGACUCAAAAGUCACAGAACAUGGAAACAUUCAAGUAGCCCAGACGGCAGAGGAUUGCAGCCAUCCACUUCUGCACGAGUCCAGAGGGAUAAUGGAGCAAGACCCAAAAAUAAUAUUUUAGGUCAAAAAGAUCACUACGGUGAUAAAGAUAUUAUUAAGGAUGUUGCAAGGGAGGUGCAGAGGGAUUCACGCCAAAGGGGUUCUCAAGAAGAAAUUCUGUUCAAAGAUGGUGCAGGAGGAACAAGACCAAAAACGAGUCCAGCCAAGUAUAAAGAAUUUCCAAAACAAUGCAGAAAAACCGAGGAAUCCGGCCGCAGACCUUUGUCAUCAGCUUCUGGUGGUAAGCUGUCGUGCCAUGCUCCAGAUUUUAAAAAAUAUGUGGAUAUGAUAGAAGUUGGAAUUAAACGUCCGAAGGAAGAUAGCACAUUUAGGACCAGCGAAGUAAACAAGUUCAUAAAUGCUUUAACAGACACGAUGGAGAGAAGAUCUGACAUACCGAUAACACUCUUAAAAUCUGGGUCUUACUAUGACAGAACCAAGAUCGACUACAACGAUGAGUUUGAUUUCAUGUUUUAUCCUGACAUCAGAAUGGAAGCAGAUUUUACAAACUGUCCCCCCGGAUAUUGUAAAAUUCGAAAAGGAGAUACUGUAAACAAAGACCUAGACCCUUUCAUUGAUAGAAACGGGUACCUUGUUCCUGAAUUGUACAAAGCCCAUAUGUUCGAUAUAUUUGAAAAAUGUCGGACUGAUUCCAGUUUUAGACAAGGGAGGAGAACCAAAAUGAAAGCUCGGAAACCUGAGAGUCCAGCAUACACCUUACUGUUCAGUUUAGGAAUUCGCGGUAAAGCACCUAUCGACAUUGAUCUGGUUCCGGCAAUUAGAAUUGAUGGCUGGCCAAAAACUGCAAGAAAAGUCAAGUCUGGGACAUGGAUAGACGAUAACGCGGCUAAAAAAGCUAUGCAAUGUUUUUAUCUCGUUACCAAGAGAUAUCCUGAAGAUCACCCAGACGUCUGCCUGCUAUGGAGGGUUUCCUUUUCACACGCAGAAAAAGAACUUAUUCUUCAUGCUAACAAGUCAGACAAUGGUUGCCGGAAGGAUAUAUUAAAAAUUCUGAAGAAAAUAAAGGAAGAUAUAAAGGAAAACAUUAAAUUAAAAACUCCAGUGGAAAUGAACAAAUUUUGCAGUUACCAUCUAAAAAUGUUUAUUCUAGAGUUCUUUGACAAGCAAAGGAAUUUUAGUAAGGAAAACAAAUAUCACUUGGUUAAAGAAUGCAUAAAGCAGCUCGCAAAAUGUGUACGUAACGGAACUAUUAAGAAUUACUUCAUUCCCAGAGACAAUGUACUACAGUCAGUCCCAGAGGAAGAAAGGCUGUACGUUAUUAGGGAACUAGAGGAUCUUAUACAGCGAAUGGUCUAGUGAUCUGUCUUUAUUGCGACAUUGUCGCAAGUUGAUGUACUUUAGGUUUGUCUGGGUUAAACACUUAUCAAUCUAUUUGGUAAAGUGUUCCUAUAUACGCAUAUUUCAAACUAUCGACUAAUUUUCUAUGCCUGUGUAUAAUUGACUAUCUUCUAAUUUGCAAACGAUUAAUUUUCAUUUAAAACAAUCCCCUUUAAUUAUAUUUCUUCUGAGAGAGAGGGACACAUUUUCUCUCGGUUAUUCAAAUCCUAUACCAUUGUUCGUAUAUUUUGAUGUUUUGCAUUAACAUAUAAGCAAAACUACUAAAUACUGUCAUUUAACAGCAAUUUUUAAGCCAUCAUCUUUAGGUUAACAUUAUUCUUUUCAUAUGCAUGUAAUUAUUACCAUUCUUUUUAAGCUUAUACACAUGAGAUCAUAUUAUUCUUAUAAUCUUUAAAAAUAUUAUUGAACAAAUAGAUCGUUAAUUUUGUUUAAAUAUCUAAACUGUGUACUGAUUAUUGCUUGAUGGAUCAAAUAAAUAGU